Cladophialophora yegresii CBS 114405 is the source of this 1707-nucleotide messenger RNA. RefSeq lists its product as uncharacterized. The record is from RefSeq and is a predicted model, not a curated record. Gene Ontology annotation, molecular function: carotenoid dioxygenase activity. The transcript is spliced from 2 exons. NCBI's taxonomy places the organism in Eukaryota, Fungi, Ascomycota, Eurotiomycetes, Chaetothyriales, Herpotrichiellaceae. Gene Ontology annotation, biological process: carotene catabolic process. The coding region runs from base 1 to 1707 and encodes 568 amino acids.
AUGGCGCACAUCUACGACCUUGCGCCUCAACUCGUGGAGUCGUACAGAUCAGGCGUCAAGAGCAAUCCACUCCCCGUCAAGUUCCCUGACACGCCUGUCUUCCAGGGCUUCAACAAACCCUCGCGCAUUGAAGGCGACGUCUUCGACCUUGAAUACAGCGGCACAAUCCCGCCCGAAAUCAAUGGCACAUUCUACCGUGUUCAGCCGGACCACCGCUUUCCACCCAUCUUUGAAGAUGACAUUCAUUUCAACGGCGACGGCAGCGUGACAGCAAUCCGUAUAAAAGAUGGACAUGCGGAUUUCAAGCAACGAUACGUGCAAACCGAUCGGUAUAAGCACGAAACCUCCGCCAAACGGGCACUAUUCGGCCGGUACAGGAACCCAUUCACAGAUAACGAGACCGUGAAAGGCGUCGUAAGGACGGCAGCGAACACCAACAUUACAUUCUGGCGAGGCGUGUUGCUGGCGAGUAAGGAGGAUGGUCCGCCAUAUAUCAUGGACCCGGUGACGCUGGAGACGAUCGGACGGUAUGAUUUUGAAGGACAGAUCCUCACGCCGACAUUUACUGCACAUCCCAAGUUCGACCCCAAGACGGGUGAGAUGCUUUGCUUUGCGUACGAGGCAGGCGGGGAUGGCCACGAUGGGAGUAACGAUGUCGUGGUAUGGACGAUCGACAAGGAUGGCAAGAAGACCGAGGAAUGCUGGUACAAGGCGCCAUUCUGCGGGAUGAUCCACGACUGUGGUGUCAGUGACAAUUACAUGGUUCUGCCAUUGACGCCAAUCAAAUGGACGGGAAUGGAUUCGGUGAAAAGCGGCAAGAAUCAUUGGGCCUGGGAUCCUGAUGAGGACCAGUGGUACGGCGUCGUGCCGAGACGGGGCGGCAAGCCGGAGGAUAUCAGGUGGUUCCGGGCAGACAAUGCCUUCCACGGCCACAUCGCCGGCUGCUACGAGAACUCUGACGGCCACAUCGUGUUCGACCUCACAGUUGCCGAUGGGAACGUAUUCUUCUUCUUCCCGCCGCUCGAAGAAAAGGAAGGACCACUUGCCAAACGCAAUCAGCUACAAAGCCCGACCACGCGGUGGAUAUUCGAUCCCAAGGCUGAGUCAUAUACGAGAGUCACUCCCGCCGAGACGUGGAUGACGAACGGCGAGUUCUCGCGCAUCGACGACCGAUGGGUAACGAAGAAGUACAAUCAUUUCUGGCAGGCGAAGGUCGACCCGACCAAGCCGUACGAUUUUGCGAAAUGCGGUUCACCGGCUGGCGGGUUGUUCAACUGCAUCGGCCACUACAGCUGGGACGAUAGGAAAGAGGACGUCUACUUUGCAGGCCCCACAGCGACGUUCCAGGAACCGAGCUUUAUCCCCAAAGACGGCGGCGGUGAAGGCGAAGGCUAUAUCGUUGCUCUUCUGAACCACCUUGACGUACUGCGGAACGACGUCGUCAUUCUAGAUGCCCUCAAUGUGGCGAAGGGACCCGUGGCUGUGAUUCACCUCCCCUUCAAGUUGAGGUUGGGCUUACACGGCAACUUUGUCGACGAACGCGAUAUCGUCGACUGGCAGAAGAGGAGAUCCGAGUCCGGUGACAUCGGGCCUGCCCAGCCUGCCAAGGAGCUUUUGCCCUGGCAGAUUGAGAAACAACGGCAGAAUGGGCAGAACGGGGUUAACGGCGCGGCGUCCAAUGGAGUGAAUGGUAUCGGUAGUCACUGA